This is a messenger RNA of Talaromyces marneffei, 2568 nucleotides long. RefSeq lists its product as uncharacterized. The coding region runs from base 1 to 2568 and encodes 855 amino acids. Gene Ontology annotation, cellular component: cytoplasm. The record is from RefSeq and is a predicted model, not a curated record. Lineage: Eukaryota; Fungi; Ascomycota; Eurotiomycetes; Eurotiales; Trichocomaceae. The transcript is spliced from 2 exons. Gene Ontology annotation, molecular function: calcium-dependent phospholipid binding; calcium ion binding.
AUGUCGUCUCUACAAGUGAACGAUCCACGUUCGCGUGGUCGCUCAAAGUCUCCCAGCGGCCGGAUUCGUGAACGGUCUACUUCACGUGAUAAUCGUGCCCCUUCGCGAUCGCCAGCGCCGACCUCCCGAACGGUAUCGUCGACCAAGAAAUACUACGAUUCCGAUUCCGCCGAGGAGCGACGCAAACGGAGUGAAUAUUCAAGUCGUAGUAGUGGCCGUAGUGAUAAGCGAAGCUCCAAAUAUGAUGAUCUGUCAGACUCCGACGAGGAGUACAGAGCCAAGGAACGCGCGAAAGAGCGUUACUAUCAUUCCGAUUCGGAAGAUGACCACGGCAAAAGCAGCAAUAUAAAGAGAACACUUCAAAACAAGGUUUCCGAGUAUACCAGCAGCAAACCUUCAUCGCUCGAUAAGGAUGAAGUAGAAAAGGACCGCGCUUAUCGUCGCUCGGCCGCUCAUGGUCACUCACAGUAUAGUGACUCCGAAACCGAGAGCGACUCUGAUCUUAGCGCUCUAGCAUACGGAGAUACUCCUAGUCACCUGAAGCAGCAUCAACCCUCACAGGACCCACGGUCAUCGCGCGAGUCCGUUUCGUCCAAGUUGGCUUCAAAGUUAACCGGGGCUUCUUAUCGCCUAGAUGACUCUGCCCAUGAUCGUCCUGGCAGUCAUCCUAGCUAUGCUAAGCCGGAUCAAUUCACAUAUCAACAACCCCGCGCACCUGUACAUGCUCAGCCAGGGCAAUACGUGGACCCCAGAAUCCAGGCACAGAUCAAUGCUGGUCAAAUUCCGCCGGUCCUACCUCCAGACUGGGCUCCUAUCCCUCCUAGUGAAAUGCCGGGCUAUGUACCACCAGGUGCCCAUCCACCAAGCUCGCAGUCCAUCCCAGGGGCUUUUCCAGGAGGUUAUCCUGCGACUAGUGCUGCACCUCCUACUACCCAUUAUCCCCAGAGCCAAGGAUACACAGCGACGCAGUCAUACGCAGCACCGGGUCAAUUUCAAUACGCAAAUCCAGACCCGAAUAUUAGGUACGCUUCCAAGGGCAAUGAACGACAAGCAUAUACUGCAAGUACACAAAAUCAAUUUGCAACUCAGAAACCCUCUUAUACCGCAAGCACCGAACCGCAAUUUCUCGAAAUCGCACCGGGUCGGUCUCGCGCUGAAAGCGUCGGUCGCCAGAAUCGUCCACAUAGUCUAUCUGUAUCCAGUAAUCUUUCUGUGGGUGGUGGAAUGGGUCCCGUAGCUGGCGGUCGGCCACCGGCUAGUCCCCUACUUGAGGCAUACAAAGGAACAUACCAAUCAAUCUCCCCAAUGCCAUCGCCCAUGGCGCGUCCCGUUGGACUAGCCCAUGAUUCGGAUAUUUCUGAUCUGGAAGAGCUCGGAGGAGGAGGAUCUUCAGGAUCUGACCUACGCCGAAAGCACAAAUCCAGCCGAUCCAUAGACGAACGCAAAGAGAGAGAGCGGGAAAAGGAACGUGAGAUUGAAAAGGAAAAAGAACGUAGGCGUCAUUCAAGACACUCGAGUCAUGUGGGCGAAGAAAUCAUCACGAUUGCUCCAGGAUCGGGCCGGAAGAAGGUCGCGUUCUACGAUCCAGAGGAUGACGCAGUUGCAUUGAAAGACGCGCUAUCUCGUCACACAAGUCUCGACACCAGGCCACUGAUGGAGAUCCUACCAAAUCUUUCUAGUGAUCAAAUAUUGACUUUGCGCGCAGAGUAUAAGAAACAUGCCAAAGUUCACAACAAAGGAAUCAACAUUGCGAAACAUAUCAAGCUGAAGUUGGGAAAUACUGCUUUCGGAAAAGUGUGUUACGCGACUGCGCUCGGUAGAUGGGAAUCGGAAGCCUAUUGGGCGAAUUGCUAUUAUCAGGCUGGCACGUCACGACGCGAACUGCUCAUCGAAUCCCUCAUCGGUCGCAGUAAUGCCGAGAUUCGUGAGAUCAAGAGUUGUUUCCGUGAUGCGCGAUACGCCGACAGUCUCGAAAAAUGCAUGAAGGCGGAGUUGAAAGCUGAUAAGUUCCGAUAUGCGAUUUUGUUGGCACUCAGCGAACAACGACAGUCUGAUAAGGAGCAGGUUAGUUCGCGUGAAGUUCAAGAGGAUGUGGUUGCAUUGCGUCGAGCCGUGGCCUCGCGCGAAGGUGGUGAAACAGCAAUGAUUGAUAUUGUUUUGUUACGGAAUGAUGCACAUUUGAGGGAGGUUAUGAGGUUGUAUGAUCAUGCGUACAAGUCGAACUUUGCCAAGGACGUGAUUAAGAAGUCGCAGAACCUUGUUGGAGAAACACUCGUCCAUGUCCUCAACGGCGCGGUCAAUAGACCAAUGCGCGAUGCUCUGCUUUUGCACCAAGCCAUCCGCGAAUCUCACAGCAGCAAAGAGCGCUCCGAGCUCCUCAUCUCCCGUCUUGUGCGUCUGCACUGGGAACCAAAACAUCUGGAGUUGGUAAAGGAGGAAUACCGAUACCGAUACAAAGAGCGUGUCGAAGAAGGUAUUGCGCAGGAAAUUAUCACGUCAAGCGGAGGCAGCGAGUGGGGAGAAUUCUGCAUUGAGUUAGCCAGGAGUUCGUCCAAGAUGGUGGCAUAG